AUCAUUCAAAGCUUGACUAUCAUAAGCAAUCAUGUUCUCCAAAUUGAUAGCUCUUUGCGCUGCUGUGGCGGUGUCCUCGGCCGGACUCCUGCCCACUGCUGUACACUACUCCCCCGCCGCCGCUGUCUCCUCGCAGAGCAUCGUACGUCACGACGAGCACGCUGCUCCUAUCGCUAAGGUUGCCGUCGCUGCCCCAGUCGCCUACCACGCCGCUCCCGCCAUCUCCUACCGCGCCGCCCCUGCUGCCGUUACCUACCACGCAGCUCCCGCUGUCGCUUACCACGCUGCUCCCGCCGCCGUAGCCUACCACACUGCUCCAGUUACCAAGGUUAUUGCCCAACAUGAGGAAAUCGCCUACCCCAAAUACGAGUACGCUUACUCUGUAGCCGACGGACACACCGGUGACAACAAGCAACAGCAAGAGAUCCGCGACGGCGAUGUCGUAAAGGGCUCCUACUCUUUCCACGAGGCCGACGGCUCCAUCAGAACUGUGGAAUACUCCGCUGACGACCACAACGGUUUCAACGCCGUAGUACACAACACAGCUGCCAAAGUAGCUCCCGCUAUCAUCAAGGCCGCCCCCGUCGUAGUCAAGUCCCCAGUCUACGCCACCCCUGCUCUUCAGUAUUACCACCACUAAGCUACUGCUUAAUUUGUAGAUGUACCAAAUGAUUAUUUGUAUUUAUUAAUGAAAUAAACAAAUAAGUUUAAUAGUAUAAA
Messenger RNA from Melitaea cinxia (Glanville fritillary), 720 nucleotides. Its product is annotated as cuticle protein 8-like. The transcript has 3 exons. The coding region runs from base 32 to 640 and encodes 202 amino acids. Gene Ontology annotation, cellular component: extracellular matrix. NCBI's taxonomy places the organism in Eukaryota, Metazoa, Arthropoda, Insecta, Lepidoptera, Nymphalidae. The record is from RefSeq and is a predicted model, not a curated record.